This is a messenger RNA of Manacus vitellinus (golden-collared manakin), 5202 nucleotides long. It is a transcript of the gene MYO5C, whose product is annotated as myosin VC. The coding region runs from base 1 to 5202 and encodes 1733 amino acids. NCBI's taxonomy places the organism in Eukaryota, Metazoa, Chordata, Aves, Passeriformes, Pipridae. The transcript is spliced from 42 exons. The record is from RefSeq and is a predicted model, not a curated record. Gene Ontology annotation, cellular component: vesicle; cytoplasm; actin cytoskeleton. Gene Ontology annotation, molecular function: ATP binding; actin filament binding; microfilament motor activity. Gene Ontology annotation, biological process: vesicle transport along actin filament; actin filament organization.
AUGAAUAUAGCAAGGUACAAUAGGGUUUGGAUCCCUGAUAAUGAAGAAGUUUGGCAGUCUGCAGAAAUCACAAAAAACUACAAAGCUGGAGACCGUUCUCUCCAUGUGCAAUUAGAAGAUGGAACUGAACUGAAUUACCCUGUUGAUCCAGCUGCUUUGCCACCCCUACGAAAUCCUGACAUACUUGUUGGUGAAAAUGAUCUCACUGCACUCAGUUAUCUCCAUGAACCAGCUGUUCUACACAAUCUCAAAGUUCGUUUUGUGGAGUCCAAACUUAUCUACACAUAUAGUGGAAUAAUUUUGGUUGCAAUAAACCCCUAUAAAGAGUUGCCAAUAUAUGGAGAUGCUAUUAUCCAUGCAUAUAGUGGGCAAAACAUGGGGGACAUGGAUCCACAUAUAUUUGCUGUGGCAGAAGAAGCAUACAAGCAAAUGGCAAGAAAUAACAAAAAUCAGUCUAUUAUAGUCAGCGGGGAAUCAGGAGCUGGAAAGACUGUGUCUGCAAGAUACACUAUGAGGUACUUUGCCACUGUGAGCAAGUCAAGCAGCAAUGCACAUGUGGAGGAUAAAGUAUUGGCAUCCAAUCCAAUAACUGAGGCUGUUGGCAAUGCAAAAACCACACGGAAUGAUAAUAGCAGUCGAUUUGGAAAAUACACUGAAAUCAGUUUUGAUCAGAGUUGCCAAAUCAUUGGAGCUAACAUGAGAACAUACCUCCUUGAGAAAUCCAGAGUUGUCUUUCAGUCAGAGAAUGAGAGAAACUACCAUAUAUUUUAUCAGUUGUGUGCAUCUGCUAUGCAGCCUGAAUAUAAACAUCUUAAAUUGGGAAGCGCAGAAGAAUUUAACUACACACGGAUGGGUGGCAGCACUGUAAUAGAAGGAGUUGAUGACAGAGCAAAUAUGGUGGAAACUCAGAAGACAUUUGCCUUACUGGGUCUGAAUGGGGAUUUUCAGAUGGAUGUUUUUAAAAUGCUGGCAGCAAUCCUACACUUGGGCAACGUGGAAAUAGCAGCUGCUGGAGAUGAAAGAUCAUCCAUCAGUAUGGAAGAUAAACAUCUCAGUAUAUUCUGUGAACUUCUGGAUUUAAACUGUGACAAAAUGUCCCGAUGGUUGUGCCACCGGAAGAUUAUCACAACCUCAGAGACUGUAAUAAAGCCAAUGACAAGAGCUCAGGCUGUUAAUGCAAGGGAUGCUCUGGCAAAGAAGAUCUACUCUCAUUUAUUUGACUUUAUUGUGGAAAGAAUUAACCAAGCUUUGCAGUUCUCUGGCAAGCAACAUACUUUUAUUGGUGUUUUGGACAUUUAUGGAUUUGAAACAUUUGAUGUGAACAGUUUUGAACAAUUUUGUAUCAAUUAUGCUAAUGAAAAGCUACAGCAGCAAUUUAACCUGCAUGUCUUUAAACUUGAACAAGAAGAAUAUAUGAAGGAAGAUAUCCCAUGGACUUUAAUAGACUUCUAUGACAACCAGCCUGUCAUUGACCUUAUUGAAGCUAAAAUGGGAAUUUUAGAACUUCUGGAUGAAGAGUGCUUGUUACCUCAUGGAAAAGAUGAAAACUGGCUUCAAAAGCUAUAUAAUAAUUUUGUCAGUAAAAAUGCACUCUUUGAAAAGCCGAGGAUGUCAAACACGUCUUUCAUCAUUCAACACUUUGCUGAUAAGGUAGAAUAUAAAUGUGAAGGAUUUCUGGAAAAAAACAGAGAUACAGUACAUGAAGUAUUGAUUGAAAUCUUGAAAGAGAGCAAGUUUCAUCUGUGUGCAAAUUUUUUUCAAGACAAUCCAGUGUCCGUUUCACCUUUCAGUUCAACUAUAAACAUCAAAUCUGCAAGACCUGUUCUCAAGUCACCCAACAAACAGCUCCGGACAACUGUUGGCAGUAAGUUCCGGAAUUCUUUGUCUUUGCUUAUGGUGACACUCAAUGCAACCACCCCUCAUUAUGUACGGUGCAUAAAGCCAAAUGAUGAGAAGUUGCCUUUUGAGUUUGAUUCAAAAAGAGUUACUCAGCAGCUACGAGCCUGUGGUGUUUUGGAAACUAUUCGAAUUAGUGCACAGAGCUAUCCAUCCAGGUGGACUUACAUUGAGUUUUUCAGCCGUUACAGCAUUCUUAUGACCCAGCAGGAGCUCUCCAUAAAUGACAAGAAGCAGAUUUGCAAGAUUGUUUUGCAGCGGCUAAUCCAGGAUCAUAACCAGUAUCAGUUUGGGAGAACAAAAAUUUUUUUCAGAGCAGGACAGGUUGCUUACUUAGAAAAACUGCGAUCAGAUAAACUGAGACAUGCGUGCAUCAUGAUCCAAAAGAGCAUUCGAGGCUGGCUGCAGAGGAAGAAAUACCUUCACACAAAGCAGGCAGCUGUUACCAUCCAGCAGUAUUUCCGGGGGCAGCGGACAGUACGGCAAGCUAUAACUGCAAGAAAUCUGAAGCAAACGUGGGCAGCUAUAACGAUUCAGAAAUACUGUCGGGGUUACCUGGUCCGUAGACUUUGCCAGCUCAUCCAUGUGGCUGCUGUAACAAUACAAGCUUAUACAAGAGGAUUUCUAGCAAGAAAAAAAUAUCAGAAGAUGCGUGAAGAACAGAAGGCUGUGGUCCUUCAGAAAUACGCCCGUGCGUGGCUUGCCAGGCGCAGGUUCCAGAAUAUUCGGCGCUUCGUGUUGAAUAUCCAGCUCUCAUACAGAGUGCAGCAACUGCAGAAGAAGAUAGAGGAACAGAGUAGAGAAAAUCAUGGUUUGCUGGAACGAUUGACCAAUUUGGCUUCAGCUCACAUGAGUGACACGGACACAAUUCAGAAACUCGAAGCAGAUCUUGAAAAGUUAACUGCUCAAAAGAGAACAUACGAAGAGAAAGGGAAAAAGUAUAAAGAGGACAGCGAACAGAAAAUCUUAAAACUUGAGAAUUGGAAUAAAGAAUUACAAGAACAGAAAGAGACCUUAGAAAUAAAGCUCCAAGAAAAAACUGAGGAAAUGAAAGAGAAAAUGGAUGACCUCACAAAGCAACUCUUCAGUGAUGUACAAAAAGAAGAAAAACAGCGAAUGAUACUUGAGAAAAACUUCCAAAAUCAGAAGCAGGACUAUGAAAAGGAGAUUGAAUUGCUCAAGGGAGAAAUUAAGAUUCUGAAAGAAGAAAAAACUCAGCUGCAACAUCAAAUUCAGCAAGAAAGUGUCAUUCAGGAUGGCUUGAAAAUGGAAGUAGGACAGCUUACAAAACAAGCACAGAAAAUACCUGAGUUACAAAAGGAAAUCGAGCUGCUGCAGACGCAAAAAUUGGAUGUGGAAAAGCAGGCCCACUCACAGAAGCGAGAAUUGAGGGAAAAGAUGUCAGAAAUUACAAAACAGCUUCUUGAAAGUUACGAUUUUGAAGAUGUGAGAAGCAGACUCUCUGCGGAGGAUUUGGAACACUUAAAUGAGGAUGGAGAACUGUGGUUUGCUUAUGAGGGCUUGAAAAAAGCUACAAGAGUAUUGGAAAGUCAUUUCCAGUCUCAGAAAGAAAUAUAUGAGAAGGAGAUUGAAGGUUUGAACUUUAAAGUUGAACACCUUAGUCAAGAUAUUAAUCAUCUACAAAAAUUAUUCCGGGAGGAAAAUGACAUAAAUGAUGGUAUUCGACUUGAAGUUAGCAGGCUGACUUCAGAAAACCUGGUGAUCCCAGAUCUUAAACAGCAAGUUUCUGAACUUGAAAAUCAAAAAUUAGAUCUUGAAAACCGUCUUCAAGAGCAGACUGAAAAGUUGAAAGAGAUGUCUAAUCGGCUGCAUUAUGAGCUAGAAGGGACUAGAACACAGAGACGAACUAAUGAGGCUCAGAAUGAAGUGGAGAUAAAACAAAAAGAGACUCUGAAGGGCACAACCCAAGAAACUGAGGGGCUGAGCAAUGGUUUGGUGCAAGAUGAAGUCCAGGAUGAAGUACAAAGCAAGAUAAAACAAGUGACAACUCGAUUCCAUGUGGAAAACAUGGAUCUUGAAGAAAAAUUAGACAUGAAAGAUAGAAUAAUAAAAAAAUUGGAGGAUCAGAUCAAAACUCUUACCAAAACUCUUGAGAAAGACUCUGAAGCUCAUGUGCCAACUUCGUCCAAAGAGUACAUUGGAAUGAUGGAGUACAAAAAAGAGGAUGAAGAAAGGAUCAUUCAAAAUCUGAUCCUUGAUUUAAAGCCACGUGGAGUUGUAGUUAAUAUGAUACCUGGCCUGCCAGCUCACAUCCUAUUCAUGUGUGUGAGGUAUGCAGAUUAUCUGAAUGAUGCUGACAUGCUGAAGUCUUUCAUGAAUGUAACCAUUGAUGGUAUCAAACAAGUUGUUAAGGAACAUUCAGAAGACUUUGAGAUGUUGUCCUUUUGGCUUUCCAAUACAUAUUAUUUCCUUAACUGUUUAAAACAGUACAGUGGGGAAGAGGAAUUUAUGAAGUGUAACACUCCACGUCAGAAUAAGAACUGUUUGAAGCAUUUUGAUCUCUCAGAAUACAGACAAAUUCUUAGUGAUUUGGCCAUUCGAAUAUACCACCAGUUCAUUCUUGUCAUGGAGAACAACAUUCAGGCCAUGAUUGUACCAGGCAUGCUGGAAUAUGAAAGUCUUCAGGGAAUUUCUGGCUUGAAACCUACGGGGUUCCGUAAACGUUCUUCUAGUAUAGAUGACACGGAUACCUACACAAUGACCUCUAUCUUGCAACAGCUCAGCUAUUUUUAUAGCACUAUGUGUCAGAAUGGCUUGGACUCUGAGCUUCUAAAGCAGGCAGUGAAGCAGCUUUUCUUUCUAAUUGGAGCUGUCACCCUCAAUAGUCUCUUCCUCCGCAAGGACAUGUGCUCGUGUAGAAAAGGAAUGCAGAUAAGAUGUAAUAUCAGCUACUUGGAAGAAUGGCUUAAGGACAAGAAUCUUCAAAGCAGCAAUGCCAAAGAAACUUUGGAGCCGCUAUCUCAAGCAGCCUGGCUCCUUCAGGUUAAAAAGAUCACAGAUGAUGAUGCCAAGGAAAUAUGUGAGCACUGCACAUCUCUCUCUACUGUGCAGAUAGUUAAGAUCCUCAACUCAUACACUCCGAUAGAUGACUUUGAGAAAAGAGUGACUCCAUCAUUUGUUCGUAAAGUCCAGGCUAUGCUAAACAACCGUGAGGAGGUUCCACAGUUGAUGCUUGAUACCAAGUAUCUCUUUCAAGUGACGUUUCCUUUCACCCCCUCUCCACAUGCCUUGGAAAUGAUACAAGUCCCCAGCAGCUUCAAACUUGGCUUUCUCACAAGAGUUUAG